Ictalurus punctatus (channel catfish) is the source of this 2331-nucleotide messenger RNA. RefSeq names its product death effector domain-containing 1 (gene dedd2). Lineage: Eukaryota; Metazoa; Chordata; Actinopteri; Siluriformes; Ictaluridae. Gene Ontology annotation, biological process: regulation of apoptotic process; extrinsic apoptotic signaling pathway via death domain receptors; apoptotic process. Gene Ontology annotation, cellular component: nucleolus. Gene Ontology annotation, molecular function: protein binding; DNA binding. The coding region runs from base 116 to 1201 and encodes 361 amino acids. The record is from RefSeq and is a predicted model, not a curated record. The transcript has 6 exons.
UUUCAGCACGGUCACCGCCCACUGCCGUGAAGGGAUGUUUCUAGAAAUUUGACCGUGGUCAUCUUCUUAGUUUGUCCCAAAAGCAUUUGGCUGGAAGACUUGGCAGCAGUGAACCAUGGCAGCAUGCUCUCUGAGGUACUCUCUCUACUGGGAGGAGACUGACUGCUUGAGCUACUAUGACAUGCUGUCUCUUCAUGAAGUCUUUGAAAUCGUGGGUUCGCAGCUGACGGAGACUGACGUUGAAGUCCUGUCAUUCCUUCUCGACGAGGCCUAUCCUGCCAGGCAUCCUCUAGAUCCAGAAAACUGGACUGAAGAGGUUUCGCCAGACUCUGAUUCACCUGUAAAUUCUCCUUGCCCGCGCCUUUUGGAGGCUUGGCGCAGAAUAUGUCCUAGGGGAGAGCCGGGUCCCUUCGCUGCCCGCUGCACGCCGAAGAGCGGUGUUGCCUUGUUGCUGGAACUGGAGAGACGUGGCGUCUUGAAUGAAGCAAAUCUGGAACCUCUGUUGCAGCUACUUCGAAUUCUUACACGGCACGACCUCUUACCAUUUGUCUCCAACAAGAAAAGAAGAACAGUGUCACCGGAGAGAGAACCUGUAAGCUAUGUGGAAAGUAGAGAACAUACACACGCAAGUUCACACUCAGACCUGGCAAACACACAAGUGUCUCAGUGGAGGGCAGGUGUUGGCUCAGCUGUCACAGCAUCUGCACCAGCACGAAGGAGAAGGGGAAGAGGGCGAGGCCGGACAAGAAAGGCUAGAGAUACGUCAGAAAUCCUACCUCAGCCUGUACCUAACAAAGUGACCUGCGACAUCCGGCUGCGUGUUCGGGCCGAGUACUCCGAGCACGAGUCAGCCCUGCGCGCCAGGGUUUCCUCAGAUAAGCAACAGCCUCUGGAGCGCCAGUUUGAACUGUUCAGCCGGGCCAGCCUUCUGCUGCGCGCUCGUGACCUCGGCUCCAUUGUCUGCGACAUCAAAUUUUCUGAGCUGCAGAACCUGGACGCGUUCUGGGCCGACUACCUGAGCGGCGCGCUGCUGGAGGCACUCAAGGGCGUGUUCAUCACAGACUCCCUGAAGAGAGCGGCUGGCCAAGAGGGCGUGCGGCUGUUAGUCAGCGUCGACCAGGACGACUAUGAAGAGGGAAGGAAGCUUCUGCUCAGCAACCAGACUCACAGCACAGCAAGUGGCCCAAUGUACAGGCCCUGAGAAAUAUAAAAGCUGCCAAAAAGAAGAGAGACGAAAGAAGAAAAAAACAAAGGUGUUCUUGAGUUAAUUUAAUCAAGACCGUUCAGGAUGGGCUGUCUACGGAUUGAGAGUAUAUAAAGAGAGAUUUGAAUUCGAGUAUGGCUGAAAGAAACACAAACACUUUACCAAACAGGUACAAUGUUUCCUGUAGAUUUGUUUUUUUUAAGGCUAAUCGAUGGUGCACACGUUCAGACCACACAUAAGUUGUGGGCAGCUUCCUGUGCUGCUGGUAAUCUGUGCAUUACAAUGUCUUUGGUUACGCCACACAUUGAAACAAGGGAGACCCAACUAAAACUGGUUCUGUAUUUUAUGUUAAGGGUAGCUGGGUAACAAGAAUUUUCCAUGAUUUUGCUCUAAUUGUGUUGAUUAGGCAUCUACAUUGAAGAAGAGGAAACUGAGCUUAAUUAAAUACUUUGUAACCAACGGUAUUGUUCUGAAAGUACCAAGAUUGGUCUCCAAAAAUGGUCAUUAUUUGUCAACUUAAUCAUAAAAAAUAUCCCUAUACUGGUAAGGUGUCUGUUUUCUACAAGUUGAUUUAUGUUGUGUGUGUGUAUGCUCACUAUAGCAGGACACUGAAGAAACAUAACAGUGGUAUUAGUUUACCUGGUAAUUAUGGGUAUUUAUGGACCAGAUGUAACCGAACAUCUGUGCAGUAAACACCAGCAUUCCAAGAUCCAGGUCCAAAAAUGUGUCAGAGAUGCUUGGAGACAAGUAACGAGUCAUUUCUAGUGAAAGGGCUUCUUAUAUGAACACUUUCACUCGAACAGAUGAUUCAGACAAGCUGCAGUCUUCUUGACCUUAAGUCACAACCACACUGAGCCUUUAUAGGAUUUUUUUAUUAUUAGUAUUAUUAAGAAUAUAUAGGUUAAUACAUAUGUUAUCUUUGUAUCGUUUAAAGACAAUGUAAACAAAAAGAAACAGUCAUGGGUAACGAUUCGUCUAUACUCUUGCGUGUCUGGUCAAAAUGUUGUUUUUUUCCUGUGUGCUACUUUUUCCUUCUGUUUUUGUUGAACAUUUUAAUUUAAUGAACCCAGGUAUAGACGUUUAUAUUUAAAUUCCAAUUGAAUUCUGAAUAAAAUACUAUCACAAGC